Molecule: messenger RNA, 3920 nt
Organism: Theobroma umbraticum
Lineage: Eukaryota; Viridiplantae; Streptophyta; Magnoliopsida; Malvales; Malvaceae
Product: P-loop containing nucleoside triphosphate hydrolases superfamily protein
Biological process (GO): microtubule-based movement
Molecular function (GO): microtubule binding; microtubule motor activity; ATP binding
Source: RefSeq, a predicted model, not a curated record
CUUGCUUGAAUUCUAUCCUCAUCCGAUGAAAUACAGUGUCCUUGUUUUCUCAAUGGGGCUCUUACUAGAAAAAGGAAUUCAUUACCUUUGAAUUAUCAAUGGUGGCCAAAAGAAAGUUAAUGAGCUAGUUGAUAAGGACAGAGAUUAUUCCAUGACCACCUAUGGAACCAAUGUUAAGGCAAUUAUGGGACUUAAUAGUUUUGUUUAGUUUGAUGCACCAUGGGCUGAUGGUAUUAUGAAUGCUUGCCUGUGACCAGGCAAAACUGCUGGCUUUGUGACCUGCAUAGUUUUGGUUGUAUGUCAGUUUCGGUCACUCUUUCAGAAUCUAUAACAAGAUGUGAAGAUAUUGCCAAGGCUUCCUACUAAGGGCAAGGUUGAAUCUCGUGAUUUUGCUUAUAAGAUCAUUUGAGUGGGCUUCCAGAGUAUAAGAGGUUUUCAGAAUGCUUUUGCAUAUGGUCAUUUUUUAGUGACUGCAAUUUAUCUUGACCAUUCACAGCACUGGAUUGAGACCUAAUUUUUAAUUGGUCCUAUUUCAGCCCUCUACCUUGUAAUCUCUCUGUAGGAGGACCAUUUUAACGUAGCAAAACUCAAUUUGAUAUUUCUGGAGCCAAUAGAUUUGCUUCCAAGGCACCAUUUUUGCUUAUGGUGUGACAAGUAGUGGGAAGACUCAUACAAUGCAUGGUGAUCAGAGGUCCCCUGGAAUUAUACCACUUGCAGUGAAGGAUGCUUUUAGUAUUAUUCAGGAGACACCAAACCGGGAGUUUCUUCUUCGUGUUUCAUACCUGGAGAUCUAUAAUGAGGUUGUUAACGACUUAUUAAAUCCAGCAGGACAAAAUUUGAGAAUUAGAGAAGAUGCUCAGGGAACCUUUGUUGAAGGAAUAAAGGAAGAAGUUGUACUAUCCCCUGCUCAUGCCCUCUCUCUUAUAGCAGCUGGAGAAGAACACAGACAUGUUGGAUCAACUAACUUCAAUUUACUCAGCAGCAGGAGCCAUACAAUAUUUACACUGACGAUAGAGAGCAGCCCAUGUGGUGAAAAUAGUGAAGGCGAAGCAGUAAAUCUGUCACAGCUGAACCUCAUCGAUCUGGCAGGUUCUGAGAGCUCGAAGGCUGAAACAACUGGUGUUAGACGAAAAGAAGGAUCUUAUAUCAACAAAAGCUUGCUAACUCUAGGAACUGUAAUAUCUAAAUUGACAGAUGGGAGAGCCACUCAUAUACCAUAUAGGGAUUCUAAGCUGACGAGGCUGCUUCAGUCCUCAUUAAGUGGUCACGGGCGUGUAUCUCUCAUUUGCACUGUCACACCUUCAUCAAGUAACACAGAAGAGACGCACAAUACACUGAAAUUUGCUCACCGUGCUAAACACAUUGAAAUCCAAGCAGCACAGAACAAGAUUAUUGAUGAGAAAUCACUUAUCAAAAAAUACCAAAAUGAGAUACGCUGUUUGAAGGAAGAGUUGGAACAAUUGAAGCGUGGUAUUGUAACAAUUCCUCAACUAAAAGAUAUUGGAGAAGAUGAUAUUGUACUCUUAAAGCAGAAGCUAGAAGAUGGUCAAGUCAAGCUGCAAUCAAGGUUGGAGCAAGAAGAAGAAGCGAAAGCGGCUUUAUUGAGCAGAAUACAGCGAUUGACAAAAUUGAUUCUGGUCUCCACGAAAGCUUCACAGUCGUCAAGAUUUCCUCAACGCCCUGGUCUUAGGAGGAGACAUUCAUUUGGAGAAGAAGAGCUUGCAUACCUACCACAUAGAAGGCGGGACUUGAUCGUGGAUGAUGACAAUGUUGAGUUGUAUGUUUCCCUUGAAGGGAAUGCUGAAACUGGAGAUGAUACACUUAAAGAGGAGAAAAAGACUCGAAAGCAUGGCUUGCUAAACUGGCUUAAGCUCCGAAAACGUGAUAGUGGUGUGGGGACAUUGACGAGUGCGAGCGAUAAAUCAAGUGGAAUUAAAUCUAAUAGUACACCUUCUACUCCUCAAGCAGGAAGCAAUAACUUCCAUGCGGAAUCUAGGCUUUCCCAAUCUUUACUCACAGCAAGUUCUCCACCCAUGGAUCUUCUAUCAGAUGGUAGACAAGAUAGAGAAGUUCUAGAGGACAAUUACAUUGGGCAGGAGACACCUUUGACAAGCAUAAAAACAAUUGAUCAGAUAGAUCUAUUAAGGGAGCAGCAGAAGAUUUUGUCUGGAGAGGUAGCACUCCAUUCAAGUGCUUUAAAGCGGUUGUCUGAGGAGGCUGCCAGAAAUCCCCAGAAUGAACAGAUUCAAGUCGAGAUGAAAAAGUUGAGUGAUGAAAUCAGAGGGAAGAGUGAACAAAUUGCUUUGCUAGAAAAGCAAAUUGCUGAUUCCAUCAUGGUUUCACACAACAAGAUGGACAAAUCAGAAAUAUCACAAUCUAUUGCUGAAUUGGUGGCACAAUUAAAUGAGAAGUCCUUUGAACUUGAGGUUAAAGCUGCAGACAAUCGGAUAAUCCAAGAGCAGCUCACCCAGAAGAUUUGUGAAUGUGAAGGACUGCAAGAAACCGUUGCCUCCUUAAAGCAGCAGCUCUCUGAUGCGCUAGAAUCACAAAACAGUUGCCUGCAGGUGGACAAAGAAGCUGUGGCAUCAAAAGAUAAGAGUGAAGAUUUGCUUAUAAAACGACAGGUGACAGAGAUUGAAGAACUGAAGCAGAAAGUUGUGGAGCUAACUGAGUCAAAAGAACAGCUAGAAUUGCGGAACCAGAAAUUGGCUGAGGAGAGUUCAUAUGCCAAAGGGCUAGCCUCAGCUGCUGCUGUGGAGCUGAAGGCAUUGUCAGAAGAAGUUGCUAAACUAAUGAAUCAUAACGAGAGACUAGCUGCUGAAUUGACAGCAGCAAAGAACUCUCCCAGCCAACGUCGGACAAGUACACUACGGAAUGGCCGAAGAGAGAGUCUGACCAAACGAAAUGACCAGGUUGGAUCACCCUCCGAUCUCAAGCGAGAACUGGCUAUGAGUAAAGAGAGAGAGCUUUCAUAUGAAGCUGCUUUCCUAGAGAAGGAUCAUCGAGAGGUGGAGCUUCAAAGAAAGGUUGAAGAAUCUAAGCACAGAGAAGCUUAUCUGGAAAAUGAACUUGCAAACAUGUGGGUUCUUGUUGCCAAAUUAAAAAAAUCCAAUGGAGUGGAUACUGUCGGUUCAGAAUCAACAUAAGAGAAACAGCAAGGUGAAUUUGAAGUGAACCAGGAAUGAUGGUUCAGUGGCUCAAUUAUCCAGUAAUGAUAAUUCGGCUUCGGUUAGUGUUGGAUUGGGAGAGUAGUGUUUAGAGAAUGUUGUUGUGCAUUGCAGAUGGGGGCCAUUGUGUAUUCCAUGUGAGUUUUUCUUUUGAUUGAUUCUUCAAAUUUGUUGUAUCCAUUGGGCUCUUUCCUUCUGCCCCCUUCCUCACUUUUUAUCCAUUGGGGUAUUGUAUAUGAAAAGCUUCACAUGUGCAUUAGUGUUGAAAGUUGUAGUUUUGUUUUUUGUCAGUUUUGCUGGAAUGGAAGAGGUUCUUAGAUCUCUUUCCCCCAUCCCUUUAGCUGGACAGAUCCCUUUUUCAGUUGCCCUUUUUGCUUCUUCUUCUGAACAGCAGACAGAAACUGAAGUGCUAAGCUAUAGUUUUAGUAUCCAAAGAAAUACGUGGACAGUCCAAGUUGGUAAAUUCAGUUUGGCGGAUAAUAUGGAAAAAGCAAGCUAACCAUGGAUCACAUUUCACAAAGGCCUUUAUGGUAUUGACGCAUCAAGGCUUGCAUCCUUUUCUUCUCGAUUGAGUUAGUUCGAUGUAAAAGGAAAUAUUUCUAUGCUGUAUUACCAUUGAAGGAGUGAAAUACAUAGUAACUGCAGCUGAGCAAAUUGUAUAUGGGUUUGAGAAUUUGGAAAGAAUUAAACUAGAAUGACUAAUUGUAGAAUUUCUUAUUGACUCUGAUCAUAGAUAGACGAAUUUGACUUUUA